This is a messenger RNA of Telopea speciosissima, 459 nucleotides long. RefSeq lists its product as uncharacterized. NCBI's taxonomy places the organism in Eukaryota, Viridiplantae, Streptophyta, Magnoliopsida, Proteales, Proteaceae. The transcript has a single exon. The record is from RefSeq and is a predicted model, not a curated record. The coding region runs from base 1 to 459 and encodes 152 amino acids.
AUGGCAGAAGAAUUCCAAGAGUCCGACGUGUUUUGGCCGGAGCAAUCCUACCGGAGAGAGGAUCGGCUUUACCGCAGUGUUUUCCAAGACGAGAACUUCAACAACAACAACAACAACAGCAACUAUGCUGCUGCUCAGCAGAAUUCAGGUCAACUGCGGAAGAAGAAGAAGAAGAGCAAGCGGAGCAACUCAUCUCAUUCCCUUCCGGUUACCAUCCCUUGCAACUUGAACCAAGGGAGUGAUAAUAACAAUUCGUCAUUUCAUUACUGGGAUUCUAAUGAGAGUGACGACGAACUUGAUGAUGCAGAGAUGGUGCCUCCUCACUUGAUGGUCGCCGGCAGAUUGACAGAUCAGAUGGCCUUCUCUGUUUGUACAGGUAAUGGGAGAACUCUCAAAGGUCGUGAUUUGAGCCGAUUCAGGAACUCCAUUCUCAGAAUGACUGGUUUCCUCGAGACGUAA